Adineta ricciae is the source of this 1953-nucleotide messenger RNA. The record is from the annotation of a GenBank genome assembly. NCBI's taxonomy places the organism in Eukaryota, Metazoa, Rotifera, Eurotatoria, Adinetida, Adinetidae.
AUGGCACUUCUUCACAAUGAAUCGACUAUCAAUCGACGAUUAGCAUUACUUAUUGCUAACAGCAAAUAUGAACAACAAGAGAAUAGACUUGAUGGUUCUAUCGCCAAAGCAACAGAACUAAAUGUAUUACUCACAGAUAUGAAUUUUGAAGUUACAUUUCUUGAAAAUGUUGAAAAAAGCGAAAAACUUUUGGAAUGUGUGAUCAGAUUCUGCGAAACCAUUCAGAACGACGAUUUUGUCCUAAUCUUUAUUUCUGGCCAUGGCUGUCAAGUUGAUGGCACAAAUUAUUUAAUACCUACAAUGGAUAGAUGUGUAUCCAAUGACAGAGAUAUACAAUGUCUUGGUACACCCAUUGCAACGCUGUUCAAAUGGCUCAAGCGUAAAAAUAUAUUCCGUAUGUGUGCUAUGAUUCUAGACUGUUGCAGACCAUAUAAUCUAUCGAGCGACCAGUCUCCUUUCUGGAAAAAAGAAGGUUUAACCCAACUGAAAGCACCACCAAAUAUGUUGAUUCAAUUUGCAUGCGCUGCUAAUAAAACAACUACUAGUAAUCUAUAUAUGGAAUAUUUAUUAAGAAAUAUCGUUGAACCCGAUGUUAAAAUUAUCGAUAUCUUCAAAAAUGUUCGAGAUGAUGUCUAUCGAGCAUCAUAUAAAACACAAAAACCGUUCACCAUGUACACUUGGGAUGAAGAUGAAGAAGUCUUUCUGCGAGAAUCGAUACAUUCUAGAAGCAAUAUACCAAGACAUGCUCGAUGGAAUACAAAAGGCCGUUGCCUAGUUGGUAAUCAUAAUAACUGUUGCAGCUCUGGUUCACUGUUAGAUCAACUGAAUUGUCCUCGUGGUAUAUUUCUAACACCUAGUAAAGCUUUACUCGUUGCUGACUCACUGAAUCAUCGUAUUAUGAGAUUCAAAAAUGGUAUAAAGGAAGGGCAAAGAGUAGCUGGUAGAAGUAUUGCCGGUUAUGGAUAUAACAUGUUAUGGGAACCUAAACACGUCAUUUUCUAUCAGCAGCAACGCAAGAAAAGCUAUAUCAUCUGUGAUACACAUAACCGACGAGUUGUUCAAAUGACGCUUGGCAAGAAUAAUAAAAGCUUCAAAACAAUUAUUAAUGAUAUUGUAUGUUCUGGCAUCGCCGUGGACGAGGAUGGAUUUCUCUACAUUUCUGAUAGUGAAUAUCAUGAAGUGAAACGAUAUUCGCCUACAGGACGCAGCCAUAGCAUCACGGUGGCUGGCGGUCAUGGACAAGGUUCCCGUCCUAAUCAACUCAAUCAUCCCACUUAUCUUUUUAUUGGCCUAGAUAAAUCGAUAUACGUUUCCGAUUCGUGGAACAAUCGCGUUGUGAAGUGGAAAAAAGGAGCGAAAGAAGGUAUUGUUGUUGCUGGUGGCAAUGGAAAAGGAAAAAAUCUUAAUCAAUUGGAUUGUCCUGCAGGAAUAGCGGUUGACAGUUUUGGAACAGUGUAUGUUGCUGAUCACUGGAAUCAUCGCGUGAUGCGCUGGCAAAAAAGUACUUCUCAGGGAGAUCUGAUCAUUGGCAAUCCAUUUAGGUCAGGAGACGGACCUAAGCAACUCAACAGCCCCGAAGGUUUAGUUUUCGAUGACGGUGGUGCGCUCUAUAUAGCUGACUCGUAUAAUCAUCGGAUUCAAAAGUACGACAUCCUAUACGUAUCUGAUUCCUGCAAUAAUCAUGUUGCAAAACGGGAAAACGGAGCAAAAGAAGGUGCCGUGGUAGCUGGUGGUAAUGGGAAAGGAAAGAAUCUCAAUCAAUUAGAUUGUCCUGCCGGAAUAGUAGUCGAUCGAUUUGGAACAGUGUAUGUUGCUGGCCACUGGAAUCACCGAGUGAUGCGCUGGUGCAAAGGAGCUUCCGCAGGUGACACCGCUAGCCAUCCGAAUGGCCCCCAUUGUCAAGGAUUUGAUGAGAAUGGUAAUCUAUAUGUAGCCGAUUCUGACAACCAUUGA